AUGGGCCCCUGGAGGCGGCUCCCCACCUACUUUCCGAACAUUAGUCUGUACAUGCUCCCGCUGAUGGAGAAAGAGCUGGAGGCGGUGAAGAAGACGGGCUGGUUGAGAAAGGUCGCGUUCAGGACGACACCGAAUGUCAGCAAGUUGGAGAUCAAGGCUUUUUUGGAGAGUGUAUAUGGCAUGGAAGUAGAGAAGGUGAACACACUGAAUUAUGAGGGCAAGAAGAAGAGAAGAAAGUAUGGCAUGGUACAGAGACCGGAUUGGAAGAAAGCUUAUGUGUACUUUAAGCUGCCAGCUGGCAGCAUCGAGGAAGACCAUGGGGCCGGCUGA
Molecule: messenger RNA, 330 nt
Organism: Ostreobium quekettii
Lineage: Eukaryota; Viridiplantae; Chlorophyta; Ulvophyceae; Bryopsidales; Ostreobiaceae
Source: the annotation of a GenBank genome assembly